AAACACUAGUACUUUAUUUACUCUAUGAAAUAAACAUUCUUGCUUAUCGCUUUUCAUUUGAAUCUAACAUUUUUUUUUUUUUUAAAUUUCUAUGUUAAAACGAUUUUAUUUUGUUAAAUAGUUAGUGUCAUUGACAUAAUAAUGCAAAUAACUAGGGUUUUCUUGUGUAGAAUGUUACACAAUUACAACAGUUACUUAAGAAGUAAAUCACCAUUGCUUUCCCACUGCUGUUGUAAUAAUGUUAGGGUUGUCGGUAGCCGGUCUGCUGCAAUAUUUUCUAUGUUUUGUUCUGAAGAAAAAAUACUAUCUCAGAGAAACAAUCCAAUUUUGACAUUGUAUAGAGAAAAACGUUCACGAAAGACUGGAAAACAAGAGGUUGAAAGUGACUCUGACGACGAAGAAGCACCGGAAGGCAGCGAGAGUGUUGACGAAGGGGACGACAAGAUCAGUAAAGUGAUAUCCACCACGCUGAGCUCCCUGAGGGUUGACCUGGUGGUGAAGGCAGGCCUGGGCAUCGCCAGGAACAAAGUGGAAGCUCUGUUUUAUGAAAGCAGUAUCCGUGUGAAUGGAGAAAAACUUCUGAAGAAAAGCUACCAGACGAGUGGCAACCCUGCUCAUUCGACUCGGGGUGAUCCGGGUUCAAAGCAGAAUUUUUCCGCAAGUGGGAAACGUGGCGAACGUUCCAGUAAUUUGUGUCAAGUGGGUGACGAAGUGGACGUGGUUCGUGGGCCCAGCCCCGACAACCCCGCGUUCCUGGUCGUGUCCCGCGCCGAGGUCUUGUCUGCGACCGGUAAGGGAGACAAGCUGGCGGUGAAGCUGCGUCGAUACAAGUCGCUGGUGAUCGACAACUAUUCGGAGCCAUGGAAGUCCUUCCAGCAAACAGAAUAGCAGUUGCUGCACUUCGAUAGCUGCUUGUACUGGUGUGUGUAAAUAAAUGUAACUCCAUGUCUACAGGAUGAGUAGUUAAA
Molecule: messenger RNA, 968 nt
Organism: Bacillus rossius redtenbacheri
Lineage: Eukaryota; Metazoa; Arthropoda; Insecta; Phasmatodea; Bacillidae
Product: mitochondrial transcription rescue factor 1
Exons: 5
Coding region: 142-888 (248 amino acids)
Biological process (GO): regulation of mitochondrial transcription
Cellular component (GO): mitochondrion
Molecular function (GO): RNA binding
Source: RefSeq, a predicted model, not a curated record